Molecule: messenger RNA, 1895 nt
Organism: Cygnus olor (mute swan)
Lineage: Eukaryota; Metazoa; Chordata; Aves; Anseriformes; Anatidae
Gene: ARL6IP4
Product: ADP ribosylation factor like GTPase 6 interacting protein 4
Exons: 5
Coding region: 310-1068 (252 amino acids)
Source: RefSeq, a predicted model, not a curated record
GGGCCGCGCCCUGCGGGCCGCCGGCGGCCCCUGGUGGCUCCCUGGGAUCCUUGGGGGGGGGGGGGGGGGCGUCGAGGUGUGCUGCGGGCGUCAGGGCGGUGAUUAACCGGGGGUCCUCGCGCCCCUAAUUAACCGGGGGCCCUGGGAGCGGGCCGGGCUGGGCGCAGCAGAGCAGCGCCGUCCCCCGGAGCGCUGGUGGCUGCCCGGGGACGAGGCCGUCACACGGCUGGCCGAGGCCGGCCAGGCUUCGCUGGGUCCGGGCAAUUUCGGGGAUGCUGACGGCGCUGUCCCCGCAGGGGCUGAGGCGCCAUGGCCCGCAGCCAGUCACGGAAGCGAUCGCGGAGCCGGAGCCCCUCUCGCAGCCGGCAGCGGAGGAAGGAGAAGCGCAGGAAGAGCGGCAGGGACCCGCAGCCCGGCAGCGGCUCGCCGGGGGGGCGGCCCUCAGGGCCUCACAGGCGCAGGUCGAGCUCAGCAGCCGCGAAGGAAGAAAAGAAGAAGGAAGGAAAGAGCAAGAAGAAGAGGAAGGCAAGCACGUCUUCCUCUGAGACAUCUUCCUCCUCCAGCUCCUCCUCCUCGUCUUCGUCUUCUUCCAGCUCCUCUUCCGAGGACUCCAGUGACAGUGAGCCCAAAGCAAAGAAGAGUCGACACAGCAAAAAGAAGCAAGCAAAACACAAAGAGAAAAAGAAGAAGAAGAAGAGAAUAAAAAAGAAAUCCAAAAAGAAGUCAAAAGAAAAAGCUAAGGAGGAGAGAGCCAAGGCAGAAGUGGUGCCUGGCCCCUCGCUGGAGCAGUGGCAGAAGGAGUCGCUGGUGGACUCCGGGCCAGUCCUGACAGACGAACAGAAAUCCCGCAUCCAGGCUAUGAAGCCGAUGACGAAGGAAGAAUGGGAUGCCAGGCAGAGCGUCAUACGGAGAGUCGUGGACCCCGAAACGGGGAGAACCAGGCUUAUUAAGGGAGAUGGAGAAGUUCUAGAAGAAAUUGUCAGCAAGGAGAGACACAAAGAGAUUAACAAGCAAGCCACCCGGGGGGACGGGCUGGCCUUCCAGGUGCGGACGGGGAUGCUGCAGUGAGGGCCUGGGCUCCAGCCGUGCCGGGGGCUGUUCUGCAGGCACCAGCCUGGGUGUGAGCCCUGACGAGUGGAACCCUGCAGGCAGCACCGCAUCAGGAGGCUUCCCGGGGGCAGUUUCCACCCGCUCUGUAAGUUACUGACUGGGAAGGAGAGCACCUUUAAUGGUUCGUCUCCCAGUAACCCCCCCUCUCUCCCCUCUCUCCUGACUGGGGCCAGCGUGGCUGUAACGCACUUGGGUCCUGCUUGCCCUGGUGCCCCUGUUAAGGUCCGAGUUGCUCAGCAGCACCGAGAGGUGCUCCUGCCCCUCAGCUCUGGGCUCUGGCUGGCAGGAGGCAUCGCUGUGGCCGGGCUAUGCACCAGGGCUGCAACACUGGCAGCUGGCUGCCACGUCUUCCCUUCAGGGGCUGCUCUCGGUCCCAUCCUUGUGGCCCUGUGCGUACCCAGCUCGUGAGCCCUUCGUGCUCACCCGCCCUGCUUGGAGCAGAGCGCCCGUGGUGCUGCGUGGCUCUGCUCAGGCUGCAGCACCCAGCCUGAGCCCUCGAGUGCCACCCUGCGCUGUGCCCCCAGGGCAGGGGCUUUACUCAUGCCCCUUUCCCACAGUGCAGGUCCUGGGCAGCAGCAAGGCUCUGGGGGGUCUCGGGGCCCCUGCCCACAGCAGCUGUGAUGCAAACGGCCAUCAUUUUUCCCCACUGCAAAGUCCAUAAAGCUACGAACUGUUAAAAAGUGGUAGUUAACGGACAAAUGAGUCCUGCGGGACUGAUCCGCGCAGAAGCCCACUGUGUUGUGUUCGUGGCUGUAACCCUCCAUUAAAGUGGCGCCUGCUCCCGU